GAGUUGGUUGUUAAACAUUUAUCCACAUUCUCUUAUGUAUAAACCUUUUAUUUCUUAUUUUUUUGUAAAUCAGGGACUGGACAUUUCUGGAUAAAGCAGCUUCUUCUCCUAGAAGUGAUGACAUAAAGAAUUACAGUUAGGGGAGAGAUCAACCAGGAAUAAUCAGAGAGACAGGAGGUGCACAGUUCUAAUGACUGGGUCUCUGUUGAGGAGUUCCAAGGCAGAUAUGUCUACCCCCAUCCAACAGAAGGAGGUCCCAGAGACCUUGAGAGGACAGAAACCAUCCUAAGAAACUGACGGACCCCUCAACAAAAACUCACCAAGAGUUGUCAGAGGAAACAGCACCAGCUACGACAUCAUGACAUCCCAACCCGGGCCCUCUGGCAUGUUCAUGGUUCUGACUCCCAAUGGAAUCAGCAUCCCCCAGACGCAACAACCUGAGCCUUCCUCUUCAUCAGACAGCAACCUGAAGAAAGGGCUGAAGGAGGAGUCCAAAGCUCUUGGGACCAUCCAGAUCUUAAUGGGGCUGAUGAUUUUGAGUAUGGGGAUCAUUUUGGCAUGCAUAUAUGAUGACUCCUACUUCAAGUCUUCCUCUUAUAAAGUUGUCAAGUCUGGGUACCCAUUUAUAGGUGGUGUAACGUUUAUCAUUUCUGGAUCACUCUCUAUUGCAUCAGAGAGGAAAAAGACGAAAUCUUUGAGCCGCUUCAGCCUGGCUGCCAAUGUGAUCAGUGGCAUUGAGGCCACAGCUGGUCUCAUCUUGCUCUCUGCCAUCCUGCCUGAGAUCCAUGAAGAUUUAUCUCAGUGUCUUCACUCAACCCACCAAGAAAAACAGGACGACGAUUAUGUCCACAGUUAUGACUUUAAUGACUUCAAUUCCUGGGCUUGCCACAUGGCCAACUCUGCUCUCACUGGGACUCUGUCUGUGAUGUUUAUCUUUACCGGCCUGGAGUUAAGCAUCGCUCUGUUUGUGGCUUUCUUUGACUGGAGGAAGCUGUCGACAGAGUCUGAUGGGGCUGUCCUGUUCCUAUCACGUGGUCGCCACAUCGCUUCCAACUUAAAGGCGUCUCUUUCUAACCCUGCCUAUGAAGAGUUUGCGGCCUCUGCCUAGAAGAUCCUGAGGGUUUGCUGUUGGGGCUUUGGAGGUCACUAUCACGUGGGAUUCACUGCCCAACAGAACUGUGAUUCAAGGUCCUGCAAAUGUCUGACUCUGAUGAAGAAGCAGAAAAUGCUUGUUUUUGGUUUUAAAGUCAAUUUCUUUCUUCCACAUGGGUCAUCAUCCGCAUGGUUGUCCUUGCCUCAGCCUCAUGGAGGGUUACCAAGAAACAGCAUCUCUGUGGAGCAUCUUGCAAACUGCCCCCAGCUUCCCCUCCCCUGCUGUUAUCAUGAGGCAGUGGACGGCCAGAUGGGGAGGGGGUGCUGCGGCUUCUUCUGCUCAAAUGGAGUCCUAUUAUUUCUCUCUCACGUCUGCCUUUUGCUGCUCUUUGCUUGGGCUGGAGAGCUGAGCCCCGGGCUCUUGCCAGAGCUGGGAUGUUUCCCACAUUCCCUUUGCCUCUCUAGGAGCAAAGCACAGGAGGCUUGGAGUUCAAUCAGGGAAAUGCUGCUGCAGUUUGCUUACUAAUAAAUUCUUUUUUUUUUUUUUUGGACUUUAAGACUUAUUUUCUGCAUUGCUUCUCAAGCAUGUUUUUAAAGGAAUAGGAAGCCUCAGAGGCAGAUAUGAUAGGAGAGUGCGUGGAAAU
Messenger RNA from Sarcophilus harrisii (Tasmanian devil), 1736 nucleotides. RefSeq names its product membrane-spanning 4-domains subfamily A member 6D. Bases 359 to 1108 code for a protein of 249 amino acids. Lineage: Eukaryota; Metazoa; Chordata; Mammalia; Dasyuromorphia; Dasyuridae. Gene Ontology annotation, cellular component: plasma membrane. The transcript is spliced from 8 exons. The record is from RefSeq and is a predicted model, not a curated record. Gene Ontology annotation, biological process: cell surface receptor signaling pathway.